AGUGACGCCGGUUGUGUGCGGACAGGCUCUCUCUGGCAGUGGUUAGGAGAUUAGCUUGUGCUCAAACUCCGCUUUUUCAGCUCCGUUAAAAGAUUUUCUACCUUCUAAAGGGUUUUUUUUCACAUCUUCUCGGAUGAAAUGAACCUUGGUCAGGGUCUCUGUAGAUUCAAGAUGUCUGUCUCUAAAAAUUUCUGGUUGGUGAAUAUUUCCAGGUCCUAAAAGCAUCAGUGAUGAUCUGGAUGUUGAGUAAUGGAAGUCCUUGGUAGAGAAGGGUGCAUCACACCCCCUGUGGAGUGAUGUCUCAGUUUUCUGCAGAGGAUGAGGCUGAGCUCCAGUGCCUGCUGAGGCAGCUUCUAAAAAGUGUAAAAGAGAGAAUAUCAGGGGCGCCAUCAGUGGAAUGUGCAGAGGAAAUCUUGCUGCACUUGGAGGAGACGGACAAAAACUUUCACAAUUAUGAGUUCGUCAAGUACCUGCGACAGUAUGUUGAGAGCACACUGGGGGCAGUUAUUGAAGAGGAGACGGAUAACUGUACCAAAGGUGAUGGCCAUGUCAUUGGAUCUGGCCAGGACACCCUGGUCCAUGCUGUCACCAGAAGAACAAGGGAAUCUGCGCAGUAUAAACAGAUGAUGCAGACAUUAAAACAGACCAUGAUGGUUAUUGUGGAAUCACUAAUCAAUAAAUUUGAGGAGGAUCAGUUGAAGAAGGAGGAGAUGCAUAGGAAAAGCCAACAUGAACAGUCAAGCAGCCACUACACAGACAACUGCUCUGACAGUGACUCUUCCUUUAAUCAGAGCUAUGCCUUCAUCAAGCAGGAGCAGCUUCAGGUCAUUUCUGAGAAGCUUGACCCAAGUAGGCCUAUAGAGGUUCGCUGGGAAGCCUUGCAGUCUCUGUGCUGUGCUCCUCCCUCUGACGUACUGAGCUGCGAGAGCUGGACUGGUUUACGUAGAAACCUCUCAGCAGCUCUGGCUGACCCUGACCCUGACCUCAGUGAUAAGGUUUUGCGCUUCUUUGCAAAAACAUUUUCUUCCUCUCCACUGAACGUGACAAGGGAAAUUUACACCAGCUUGGUGGAAAGUUUGGAGAGUGACUUUAUGUAUCACAAGAUAGGAUUUUCCACUGAGUCAGCAGGUGUAGAUGUGAAUAGGCCAGAUAUCGCCCGUCUGCUUAAGCAAAUGCGAUUAAUGAACGACUUCCAGAAAGAAGUGACCACAUUUUGGAUUCGCCAUCCUGAGAAGUACAUGGAGGAAAUCAUUGAGAGCACUCUUACACUUCUCUCUCUACAUCCUGAACAUGGCAUAGGCAAUCAUGGCUCGGAGAAAUCUUUAGAUCCAGUCCAUUUUGUCUCUCUUCUGGACAUCAAAGCCACCUGGUUCACAAAGUGGAUGCAUGGCUACUACAGCAGAACUGUUGUGUUGAGACUCCUUGAACGGAAAUACAAGUCAGUGAUUGUUAUGGCUGUUCAGCAGUGCAUUUACUACUUUGAGUCCUAUGACCCUGUGAGAGAGGAAACCUUGGAGAUCACACAUGCUAUGGAGCAUCAACAGAUAGAUUCCUCUCAGAGAAGCUUUUACAGCGCUAAGGAGCUGGAGUACGCUUUCUUUGUUCACUCACUCUGUGUGCUCGGGAGGCUGCUGAUGUACACCAAUGGGAGGAAACUUUUUCCCAUUAAAGUGAGGAAAAGGAGAGAUCCGGUAUCUUUGACCGACCUGGUGGUGAUCUUGAUCAAUAUUAUGUACCAGCACCCAAACACGUCAUAUGCCAUUCAUUCUACUCACACAGACUCACUUUGUCCCACUGCCCUGGUGAUGGAGGUCCUAAAAACCCUAUGUGAACGAACUGAGUGUGCUGUGGAGUGUAUCUACCAAACCCCUGUCAUAGAGACCCUGCUGGCCCCCAUCCUUGCUUUACUCAAAGGAAUGCCGGCCAAAUUAAACUCUCCAGAAAGUAGCCUCACGCACAUUGCGGACACGCUGGCAAGAAUCACCACCACCCAGCGUGGGCUGGCAUUGUUUCUUUAUGAGAGAAAGCUUGUCUGUGCUGAGGGUGAAGGUAUCUCAGCAGCCCAUGUUAUAGUGCAGUUUACACAAAGGCUGUUGGCUAAGGAGUUGCCCGCAUCCACAGAGCUGGAAAACUCCCCCGCUGUGAAGGGGGCCUUCAUCUUUGUGUGCCACCAGAUGUACAACACCUGCGAAGGGCUGCAGGUGCUCAGGCCCUACAGCCUGCAUGAGUGUAUUGCUAAAGCCUGGAGAAAGACAAGCUCCCUAUCAGAGAGAGUCCCCACCCCUGUCCCUGGAGCCGUCACAUCAUCAUCCUCUCAAGAUCUCCAAAAUGCAGUUGCCUGGGAGGAGGUGCUGCUGGACAAUCUGCUGAACUUUGCAGCCACACCUAAAGGCCUGCUGUUGCUUCAGCAAACCGGAGCUAUCCAUGAGUGUGUCACCUACAUGUUUUCUAGGUUCACCAAAAAGCUUCAGGUGUCCAGGUGUGAGAAGUUUGGCUAUGGUGUAAUGGUGACCCAGGUUGCAGCUACAGCUCCUGGUAUUGUGGCUUUGCACAGUUCUGGUUUCAUCCAGGCCAUUGUGGUUGAGCUGUGGUCAACAUUGGAAUGUGGCAGAGAGGACAUAAGAGUUGUCCAUCCCAAAUCUACUCCAAUGGAUCCCAUUGACAGAAGCUGCCUGAAGUCCUUCGUAACACUAGUGAACCUGCUGUCCUCUCCACAUGCUGUGUGGGAACUGCUAGGCCACCAAGCUCUACCCAACAAGAUCGAGUACAACCUGAGGGAAAUGCCCACAUCUAUAAUUGAUGUGAUGGACCGCCUCAUUGUUAUUAGCUCAGAUGCAAAGAUACACUCCCUGUUCAACUAUGAGCAGUCACACACGUUUGGCCUGAGACUCUUAAGUGUGAUGUGCUGCAGCCUGGACUCUCUCCUGCUGCUGGAGUCUCAGUACAAGCUCUCUGACAUUUUGCUACAGAGUCAGAAGGACAAUGCCAUAGAUUCUCCCUCUGGUGACGGGGAGUACAUCAUUGAUGGCCUGACAGUGGAGAGGAACCACCUGCUGGUUCGGAUGAGUGUGACUGGUGGCCCUUCCGAAAGGACACUUCCUCCCAGAGCUCUGGACAAGGGGAGUGAUCCAUACCCAUGGCCUAUGUUCUCAUCCUACCCCGUGCCUAACUGUUAUGUUCUUGAUGUGACAAAAGCAUCACGUUCUAAACAAGACUCCGAGAUCAGUGCUUUACUGGCCUCAUCUAAAGACACAGAGAGAGAUGAGAACUGGAUGGAGAACUGCAGGAGACACUUCUGCAAAGCCAUGACAUCAAAAUCCACCAUUCUCACUGGAAACGUGUUGGCUGAUCUGGUGGAGAGAGCAGUGCUGCACCUGUCCUCUUCUCCAGCCAACUGCUUCUUCCCUCCUGCAGAAUAUAAAGUGGUGGAUCACUAUGUAAAGACUCGCAGCCUGACAUCUGUGGAACAGCUGGGCAUCAACAUCUCUCUCAGGUAUGGUUUAUUCCUGAAGUUGCUGAGGGAGGAUUCUGAACAGGAUCUCUGUCUUCUCAUCAAACACAGUCAGGAGUUCCUCUCUCAGCAGCGUGUCACACUACAGUCUGAACUCUGUUAUCUGCGAGGAGGCUACCCUGGCCAUGACUGGUUCGCCUCCACCGUCUUCUUGCUCAUGGGUGGAGACGUGGGCCGUUCUCUCAGUCUGCUGCUGCGUUUCUCACGCCUGUUGCCCUCCGCCUUCCUCUGGCCACCCAGAGUCUACAGCUCUGUGCAUAUCCCGGUGGAAAUGGCUCAGUCUGGAAUCCCUCUGCUGUACUCAUGCACCGCUCACUAUGUGGAGAUGCUGCUGAAGGCAGAGGUGCCUCUAGUCUUCUCAGCCUUCAGGAUGUCUGGCUUCACUCCAUCUCAGAUGUGUAUUCAGUGGCUCAGUCAGUGUUUCUGGAACUACUUGGACUGGCCUGAGAUCUGUCAAUAUUUGGCCACAUGUAUCAUCUUGGGACCAGACUACCAGGUGUAUAUGUGCAUCGCUGUGUUAAAGCACCUGCAGCAGGACAUCCUCCAGCACACACAGACGCAGGACCUCCAGGUCUUCCUUAAGGAGGAACCCAUCCGUGGCUUCAGAGUGAGCGAUUAUCUGGAGUAUAUGGAGAGCCUGGAGCACAGUUACAGGGGCAUGGUGCUUGCGGACAUGAGGAGCAUCUUACAGAAGAACACCUAGCAUUUCUGAGAGCUCUAAGAGCCUAACACUACAUUCACCUUUGUAAAAUUGCUCAGGGUAAUGGCAUUAACCAAGUACUGUAAACAAAAGAGAUAUCAAAAUCAGUGUUUUACUGAUUAAGUAUAGCAAUUUUCCAAAACAUAUUAAUCUUAGUCCUGUUCCUAAGAGAAAAGAAUGUUCAGUAGUUAUUCAUAAAGGUUUAACAAUAAUUCAGUGUCCAGUAUCCUGAAAGGCAGCUUGGUUUGUAGAGUUGCAGCAAUAUGGGAAUGCUGAACUGUGUUUUUUUUUCUCUACAUAUCUGUGGAUGCAGAUGCAUGGACUUGAUAAACUUAGUAUACAUACCUAAAUGUAUUCACUUCAAAAAAUGUUAAAAUGGCGGCUACAUGCACCUGGAUUUGCAUUGCUUUCUAAAAGGAAUUGUACUUUGCCAAAUGAAAUUAUUUUAAACAUAAUCACAUUAUUUCAUCUUUCUCAUUUAGAAAUGUAUUCCUUGAUGUUUUUACUGUUAAAUUACUUGUGUUUAGUGAAAGUGUCAAAUUCUUUUGGUAGAUAACUAUGACAAUCAUUUUUAUUAUAAAAAGGGUAAUUAUCUACCAGUAGAAUUAGACAUAAAAUAAAUAAUAAUAAAAAAGGAGGGAGGAAUCAUAAUCCUAUAAUAUCCUUACAACAUAAUUAAAUUUUGCUUGCUAAUUUAUAAUUUAUGCAUUGCUGAAAAAUUAAAAAAAAAAAAUAAAUAAAUAAAUAAAUAAACCAACCUAACCUGAAUACAUACAAUCAAAUGUUACAUAAUCAAAUACAUAAUCAUACAUAAUAAUACAUAAUCAAAUAUUAGUUUAAAAAUAUUGGUCAUAUCUGUUAAAUGCAGAGAAAUGUCUAUUUUGUUAUAUCUCUGCAGAUACUGAAAUGAUACUGAUAUCAUUCUGCAUCUUUCAUCUGCAGAAUUAAUGUUUUUCUUUUUCUUUUCUAAGGUACAAAAGACACAUCCUGUGUUCUACACAGAAAUAUAAGACAAGACGCACAACAUGCUGUGUGGAGCGUGACAGUAUUUAUAUUGAAGUGUGUGUGUGUUGGUGUGUGCUAUUUUAGAUAGACAGGUGAAUGCUCUUUUAUAACAUGCCCUGUACAGUUCUUUCUUGUUUUAAAUAUCAUGUAUAUAUUCAUUCUGUUUCACCUCAGUGAACCCAGUUGUGAAGUUGCAUCUCUGUGAGUAAACAGUGACUUGUAUUUAA
Messenger RNA from Astyanax mexicanus (Mexican tetra), 5443 nucleotides. It is a transcript of the gene tbc1d32, whose product is annotated as TBC1 domain family, member 32. Lineage: Eukaryota; Metazoa; Chordata; Actinopteri; Characiformes; Acestrorhamphidae. The coding region runs from base 297 to 4214 and encodes 1305 amino acids. The record is from RefSeq and is a predicted model, not a curated record. The transcript has 35 exons. Gene Ontology annotation, biological process: non-motile cilium assembly.